GUAAACUAUAAAUAAAUAAAGUACUGUUCCGAAAGCUAACUUCGUUUCUUUGAAAAUAUUUGUAGACACUUCUGAAUAUCAAAUAAAACAGAGAGAAAUUAUAUAUUGUUUAACUUUGACGCCAUUAUGCUUUUUUUCCUGUCGUGAAAUACUAUGAAUAUUUAUUUUAUUUCCUGAAAUGCUAUACUGUCAUACCCAUUGUUUUUGAAUGGAAGUGUCAGAAACAAAUUGCGCAGAAUGAUAUCUUUUUAUUUUCCGAAAUAGGUGAUUUUGUGUGAAAUAAUUAAAUAUGUUCUUAUUUAUUCUUUCCAGCAUCGGUGUCGUAUAUCAUGAAAUAUGAGCCGUUUGAAAUUUUUGACCUUGGAAUGUAAUUUAAUGCUCUUUAUAUGUCUUAUUAUAGAUUUGUUUUUUAUAUACAUAAAAUUCUUGUGAAGCAAAAUUUUCACCUUUUCCAUUUUAUGUUCCAAAUUCAUUAAAAAAACAAUUUCUACUUUGAAUUAUGAUUUGAAUUUUUUAAAUGCUGUAAUAAAUAUGCAUUAUGUAUAUAAAUGAUCCUCACGAAUCUGAUUAUUCUCAGGAUAAUUUUCUAUCCAAUGUGAAUACUAUCUUUCACAACAUCUCUCAAAAUUCAGAAAAAACAGCCUUUUUAAAUGUAUCUAGCCACAUGGAAAAUGUAACCUUAACUGUGUUGGAAACGCCUCUUUCAAAUUCCAGUGUCUCAAAUGAUUUUUGGAUACAUUGCCUUGGUCAGUGGUUGCCACCCAAUCACAUUUUAUUUCAAAUUGCAAAUGCUUGUUUAUUUUUAUCCUAUUUGGCACCAGUUGGAAUCUAUGGUUUACUUUACUUGAGAACAUGCUUAAUGAUUGGUUCUAUAUUUUUUGCCAUUUGGGGAUGGAUAGUAUUAUGUGCCUUGGAUACAUUCAUUUGGAAUACAGUAUUCACUUUAAUAAAUUUUAUUCAUGUUGCAAUACUUUUGUAUAUGCUGAGGCCGGUUAAGUUAAGUAAAGAGCUUGAAGAAGUUUAUAAAGAUCUCUUCAAACCCUUGCAAGUAUCACGUCAUCAGUUCAGAAGAGCUAUUAGCUGUAUGAGAGAAAUUAAAUGCUUGAAACCUCGUGAACCAUAUUGUGUGGAAAAUGUUACAAAAGUGGAUCGUUUAUCUCUUGUACUUACCGGAAGGCUUGUUGUAUCUCAAAAUGGGCAUGCUCUACAUAUUGUGGAUAGCAAACAGUUCUUAGAUUCUCCUGAAUGGUUUGGUGUGUGUACAAAUGAUGCUUAUCAAGUAUCCAUUACUGCUUUAGAAGCAUGCCGAGUUUUGGUUUGGCAUCGAGACAAACUUAAACUGUCCAUCAGUGAUGAUAUUUUUCUUCAGGCAGUAUUUGAUAAUAUUUUAGGAAAAGAUGUUGUCAAAAAGUUACUUCUAGUGUCAGAAUCAUCCUGCAAUGGUGUAGGCUUUUAUGUAUGUGAUGAUGUUGUAGCUGAGACUACUAAACUCCUCUCUAAAAAUAAGCAGGGCCAAACUGGACUAGGUGUACUUCUUACAAGACAAGUAAAAAAUCGAGACACUAAUGUGUGGAACCUUGCUAAAAAGGCACAGUCAGAGCAAGAUCCUGAGACAUCUGUUUGAAUAUCAUUUUUAUUAUUUUUAGUCAUUUGUAUUUCUGUAUUGCUGAUAGUAUUUGCAUGAUUAGUAUUAUUUAGCCCAGCAUUUUCUUAAUAAGAAGAAUGUAGGAUUGCCAUAGCUCUUGUGUUAAAUUUAUUUGUUUUUAUUUAUUUGUAUAAAUUAAUGAAUCUCAUAUUUUUUUGUUAUCUUGUGAAAGAUAUUUUGAUAUUUUUGUUGAAUUAAUUUUUUUUAUUGAUUUUAUUAUUUAGUCAUUGCUUCAGCUUUAACGCUAGCAUUUAAUGUGCAAUUAUUAUUUAAAUGCAAAUUUAUAUAUUUUAUUUGACUUUUUAUUUCCUAUGCAAUGUUAUAAUGUUUGUUAUGAUAUUCCUUUUUUUUUUUUUUUUUUUUUCUUUAUUGUGUUAAGUUAACGGCUUAAAAAGGCUUAACCAAAGAAACUUAUUUGGCUGAACAUUGAAUGAUAAAUCAGUUGAAAAGAAUGGACCUUUAUUUUUGCUAACAUAAUUUUUUAUUUUAAUUUAUGUAAAUUUCAAAUUCCAUUCAAUGUCCUGUUGUUUUUUGUUUAUGAAAUC
Molecule: messenger RNA, 2190 nt
Organism: Argiope bruennichi
Lineage: Eukaryota; Metazoa; Arthropoda; Arachnida; Araneae; Araneidae
Product: blood vessel epicardial substance-like
Exons: 4
Coding region: 539-1624 (361 amino acids)
Cellular component (GO): sarcolemma
Molecular function (GO): cAMP binding
Source: RefSeq, a predicted model, not a curated record